GCUACCCAGUGGGAGCGCUCGGUGGGCUCAAGGACGUUCGCACACGGAACGCUCCGUCCCAGUCACCGGGGCCAGUGGGAGUACAGUCUGCCUCCGCGACCGCAUCUCGUCCCGCGCGCCCCUCUCGGGCGUCGGCGCUCCGGCGUCCUGGCUGCCGACGCUGUGGCCUGGCUGCUCCUCUGGGCGGCUGGGCUGGUCGGCAGGCUCACCGCGGACAUCAGCGACGCCCCCUUCAGCUCGGGUAUAAGGGCCACUUGUUCUGAAAUCAUUUUGAGGCAAGAAUUCUUGAAAGAUGGUUUCCAUAGAGACCUUUUAAUAAAAGUGAAAUUUGGAGAAAGCAUUGAGGACUUACAGACUUGCCGGCUCUUGAUUAAACAUCACAUCCCAGCAGGACUUUUUGUGGAUCCCUAUGAGUUGGCUUCAUUACGAGAGAGAAACGUAACAGAGGCAGUGAUGCUAUCAGAAAGUUUUAAUAUAGAAGCUCCCAACUAUUUGUCCAAAGAAUCUGCAGUCCUCAUUUAUGCACGACAAGAUGCACAGUGCAUCGACUGUUUCCAGGCCUCUUUGCCUGUGCACUAUCGCUAUCACCGGCCCCAUAGGAAGGAUGGAGACACCCUGAUUGUGAUCAACAACCCAGACUUACUGAUGUACUGUGACCAAGAGUUCCCUGUUUUGAAAUGCUGGGGUCAGUCAGAAGUAGCAGCUCCUUGUGCUUUGAAAAGUGAGGAGAUGUGCCGGUGGAAGAGCAUGCAGUAUAAAUCAAUCCGUAAGAAUUUGACCCUACAAGUCCCAGUGGGACUGAUGAUCCAUACGUCUUUAGUGUGUUCUGUGACUCUGCUCAUUACCAUCUUGUGCUCUUCUUUGAUCCUUGUAGCUGUUUUCAAAUAUGGCCAUUUUUCCCUGUGAGUUUUAUACAGUUAGAUGUUUUCUAUGAACCUAAUAAAUGGGACCGAUUCACUUGUGACAAGGCAUGUAAACUGGCUAUUUUGUCUUCCUUAUGGUUAAAAUUUCAUUUCCAGGCAGAGCUCUGUCAAUUCAUGGGUAGCCUGGUCUACAUUGUAAGAACCUGUCCAGUAAAACAAACAACAAAAAAUUAUGUGUCCCAGAGGAAAUUUUGGGUCAUUGCCAGCUAAGUUUAGUGUUCUGUUCUAUAACCCUCAAGUACUAUUGGGUAGUCUGGUAGAGGACACUUCUUUAUGUUAGAUUAAUACUUAGAAGUGCUGUCUUCAUCUGGUAUAGAAUGAGUAGAAUGAGUUCUUUGUUAAAUUAUUUACUUGCAUUGGUGUUUUGUCUAUGUGUAUGUCUGUGUGAGGUGUUGAUUCCAGAGGAACAGAAGUGCAGACAAUUGUUAACAGAUAUCUGUGUGCUGGGAACAAACCUGAGUCCUCAGGAAGAGCAGACAGUGCGAUUAACCCCUGAGCCAUCUCUCCAGGCCCCUAAGCCUAUGUUUUACAAGCAUUAACUGUGGGAUUAAUAAUGUGACAUUGAAAUGGGAUUAGCUUUUCUUUUUUCCUUUUUUAUUUUUUGGAGUGUGAAUAUGACAUUUAUUGAAUUUAUCUGCUAGAGUGGAAAUAAUGUCUACAAACAUCCAAAUGUUUGUUACUGUACUUCUACAACACAAUUAAA
Molecule: messenger RNA, 1626 nt
Organism: Chionomys nivalis (European snow vole)
Lineage: Eukaryota; Metazoa; Chordata; Mammalia; Rodentia; Cricetidae
Gene: Pigx
Product: phosphatidylinositol glycan anchor biosynthesis class X
Exons: 6
Biological process (GO): GPI anchor biosynthetic process
Cellular component (GO): endoplasmic reticulum membrane
Source: RefSeq, a predicted model, not a curated record